AUGCAAAGUUAUAAGAUUCAUGAUGAAAAUGAAGAUAUCUUAGCAUUCGAAAAGAUGUUUAACAAGACCAAAACAAUUCUAGGUACCGAUGGUAAUCAAGAUGGUGAUAGUGAAUUACCGAAAAUUGGGCCAUUAUUAGUAGAUUUGAUUAAAUCUAUUGAAAAGAAAGAACCUCCUUUGGUUGAAGAAAUCCUUCUCAAACUAGAAAGCAUUUUUACUCGAAAUGGAGCAGUAUACGAUGAUAUUUUUCUAAUUUUUAGAAUUCCAGCACAUUUAAUGGAAUGUCUUCAAACAGAUGCACCACAAAAUGUUUUGUUUGCAGCAAUUAAAUUCCUUAUUGCAGUUUUUAAUACGAAAAAUCAAGAAUAUAUAAAUCAAUUAUUUGAAGAGAAACUUCCAGAACAUUUAACUCCUCUACUAGGUGUUAUUAACGUUGAUAUAAUAGACAGCUACCUUACUUUGCUCGCAAAAAUGAUUUUAGCCCGAAAAAACAAUAUUGACUUUAUUUUAGAAAUUAUUACAGAAGAUAUAUUCAAAGAGCACAUUAAUGACUCACCAGAAAUCCAAACAUUACUAUGCUCAAUCUUGUAUGCAUUCACAUAUACUUCUCAGAAAAAAGAACUUCGAGAUACAAUCAUUAUUACAAUUUCCGAGAUUUGUUAUAAUGUAAAUGAAGAAGCUGUAUAUCAGCUCAUCGGAGCUCUCAUCAGAACAGGAACAGUUAGUUAUUCUGAGACAUGGCUCUCAAUGAUUAUCGAUUUGAACCUUGUUGAAUUCGGAAUGCAGUUCAUUGAGAAUGAAAAUAAUGAUAAGGUUGAAAUGUCUAUUAAUUUUCUCUCAACUUUAUGCAUUCACGAAUACGAAUUAAGUAAUGCUGAAUUAUCCAAGCUUGAAUACCUUCUUAAAAUCGAUGAUGAAGAUAAAAAUUCAUUGGCAUUAUGUGCGCUUUAUGAUCAAGCAUAUAUCUCAGAUACAUACGCUGUGAAAUUUGCAUCCGACAAAAACUUGGUUGAUUUUAGCAUAAACAUCCUUGAACAAGGUCAGUAUAGAGAGAAAUUCAAUGCUGCAAAAUUUUUAUGCGCAUUAAUGAAAAAUUGUGGUCCAGAGUUCAUUUAUUCGAUCAGUGAUAGAGAAUGGAUCUCAGAACUAGUCGAACUGUUCAUAUCUGGAAAGGACAAAGAUUAUUGUAUAACUUUUGCAGAAAGUUUUUACGCUGCACUAAGAAGAGUGAAAGGAUCUGAUCUGUUUCAGCGUUACCUCCAAGAAUUUGAUGAAGCUGGAGGAAUUGAAGCAUUUAAUGAUUGCCAAUUCGAAGAUGGCGAAUUACCAAAUUAUACCGAAUCAUUCCUUGCUGAGUUUAUAGAUGAUGAAAGAGAGGAAUCUGGAGAUUGA
Trichomonas vaginalis G3 is the source of this 1392-nucleotide messenger RNA. Its product is annotated as armadillo (ARM) repeat-containing protein family. Bases 1 to 1392 code for a protein of 463 amino acids. The record is from RefSeq and is a predicted model, not a curated record. NCBI's taxonomy places the organism in Eukaryota, Parabasalia, Trichomonadida, Trichomonadidae. The transcript has a single exon.